UUACCAUCUAUAAUAUGCGUCACUUUUAGAAACGCCGCGAAGUUUUUUUUGCACAAGAAUCUCUCCCCGCUUACACCAAAUUACAAAGAACCUAAAUAUGUCGGGAACCUCUCAAAAGUACAGGAAUUUCGUGGCUGAGCCCAUGGGCGACAAGGCGGUGACCGAGUUGGCUGGCAUCGGUGACACGCUGGGUGGAAGGCUAAUUGAAGCUGGUUUUGAUAAGGCAUAUACCGUUCUGGGCCAGUAUCUGGUCCUUAAGAAGGACGAGGAGCUCUUCAAGGACUGGAUGAAGGAGGUCUGUCACGCCAGCUCCAAACAAGCGUCGGAUUGCUACAACUGCCUGAACGAUUGGUGCGAGGAGUUCUUGUAAGCGGCGCUAUACACCUGGAGCAGAGUCAAUCUGUGCAUCUGAAAAAAAAUCCUAAGCCGAAGCUAAUCAAAGCAUUUAUUUAUAAGGCUUUCGUUUACGUUCUUUGUUAGAUUUUAAGGUGUAAUAAAUGUACAGUUGCCAGAUAGAUCCUGCAGGUGGUACAGUUCCGUUUGGCUGCUAAUGUAAUUUAUAAAUUCCAAAUUUUUUAACCUGUACAAUAAAAAAUAAUAGCAUA
This is a messenger RNA of Drosophila bipectinata, 605 nucleotides long. It is a transcript of the gene baf, whose product is annotated as barrier to autointegration factor. Gene Ontology annotation, molecular function: DNA binding. Lineage: Eukaryota; Metazoa; Arthropoda; Insecta; Diptera; Drosophilidae. The record is from RefSeq and is a predicted model, not a curated record.